AGAAGGGAGUAAGGCUGCUGGGCUGUAAGUGAACGCCCUCUAGUGGAGCUUCUGACACGGUGCCCUGCAGAGCUUCUGUCUGUUUCUAACAUCAGCAUUUCAAGAGGUCUAUGGUCCAGUGUGGAGCAGAGACCAUGUGGUGUUUGGAGCUGCUCUUACCGCUGUUGUUGAUCAUUAAUGAUGCCAAUUGCCAGUGGAACGUUUGGAUACCUCGGGACAUCUCAGCCAUGACAAACUCCUGUGUGGUCAUCCCGUGCACCUUCAUGUACCCAUCUGGUGUCAGGCCGUACCGUGGUAUUCAUGGUAUCUGGUACUUCGGUCAGCCUUACCCUCAACUCUUCCCACCUGUGGUCUACAAAUCACGCACUGAUGUCGUGCAUGAGAGCUACAAAGGCCGCACCAAGCUGCUGGGCGACCUGCAUCAGAGGAACUGCACUCUGCUCAUCAACCAUGUCAGCACGGAGCACUCAGGGAGAUAUUACUUUCGCGCUGACCUCGGUGGAGCCAACAUGUACACAUACCCAGACUUCGCUGAGCUCAAAGUUCUCGAUCAACCCAGCAUUGACAUCCCAGAGGAGAUUGUCAGUGAUGAGAGUCUCGAGUUGACAUGUUAUGCUCCUGACAACUGCCCCGACAUGACUCCAGAGAUCCAGUGGAUUUACACCGACUACCUGCCUGACCCCGAGUUCUCUUCCGACUAUGUGGAGGAGAGCAACACAGCGGUUCUGUCCAACACCCUCACCUUCACACCCAGACCCAUGCACAAUGGGCAGCUCCUGGGCUGCAGGGUUUACUACCCCAACACCACACUGGUCUAUGAACGGCGCAUCUUUCUGGACAUCAAGUAUGCUCCACGCUCUGUGUGGGUGAACGUGUCCUCAGGGGUGAUGGAGGGCAGCUCUGUGACGUUGCACUGCGAGGUGGACAGUAACCCUCCUCCCAGGAUCUCCUGGAUGUUUGCAGACGAGGAGGUGCUGUGGGACACGGCGUCCAACCUCUCACUUUCCCUGGACGAUGUGACGCCUGCACAGGAGGGCAUCUACACCUGUGUUGGAGACAACGGCUAUGGCACUAUGAACACCUCAAUGUACCUGGCUGUCAAGUACCCUCCACGUGAGCCUGUAGUAAAUGAUUCUAUGACAGUACUAGAGGGCACCUCCUUGGCCCUGCACUGCAGCACUGAGGGCAGCCCGGCCCCGACCCUCACCUGGCUGAAAGACGGAGAGCUGGUGGGCACCAUCACUGCUGACAAGCUGUCAGUGCUGGAGAUCAUGGAGAUCACGCCGCAGGGAGACGGACAGUACCGCUGCCUGGCUGAGAACGAGCAUGGCAGAGCCAGCAGCUCCCUCAACAUCACUGUUGAGUAUGCCCCAGUUCUUUUGGAGGAGUCAAAGUGCACAGUGGUGAGGGAGGGUGUCCAGUGCAUCUGCAUAGCCACAGGAAACCCUGAACCCACCAUUGAGUUCUACCUGCCCGAUCUGAACAUCACCAUCAAUGAAACCGAGGGCCGGUACAACUUCUAUACACACACAGAUGGACACACCUCCACAGGCAUGAUCAAGCUGCGGGAGAAAGGCGAGCGUGUCGACAACAGCGGCCCUGCUGUCAAUGUCCACUGCAGCAUUUCCAACAUUUACGGGAGAGAGAGUGUAUUUCUGGAGCUGCAGCAGGAGAAAAAGUACAUGAUGGCAGUGAUAGUUGGCACCAUCGGAGGAGUGGCAGUCAUAGCCUUCAUCAUUGCAGCAGUGAGAUACGUCGGCCACAACAACAAGAAAGAGAAUGGCAACCCUAGGCAGGACGUGGUCCUGGAGAACCCAGCAUUGUACUACAGCGCAGUCAAGAAGGACAAACAAAAUCUGAGGAAGAAAGUGCUUAAGACAGAGCUGUUGGGCUCAAAGUUUAACUCCAUUCUAGAGGAGACUACGGGAGAAGAGGGGGAUUAUCAACCUGUGGGCUCUAUGGCAAGACUGGAGAGGCAAGAGCUGAAUUAUGCUGCUCUGGAGUUUAUUGGGGCCAGGUCCAGGGAGGGGGCCUCAGGGAGGGGUGAUGACGGCAGCAGUUACACGGAAAUCAAAGCCAAAUGAAUCGCAAUCCUUCCUUGAUCCCUCGGCUAUGCGAGAUGCAGUGGCAGCCCCUAUCCCACACAUCCUCUGCUCCAUAAACAGUAUAACAACUCCCCUUCCGCCACAGGAUUUCACUCUACAAAUGAUGAUUUGUUUGUCAUUUCUUCAAAAUUGCCACUUAUAAUGUACCACUGGUGCCAGUGCUCCCCCUUCACGCUGCCCCUCCUCCAUGGGCCCCCUCUUUAUACACCACAGUUUGGAAAAUCUGGUACUUUUUGGGUCAGAGUACGACCCCCUGGACUAUGUAAAAAAUAUAUUUAAAUUUCUAGCCUCAGUUACAAUACAUAUGCUCUAAAACAUGUAGUGUUAACCAGUGGUUAUAUUUUUGUUGCUUUCACCAUGUUGUUCAUUGUGAUUGUUGAUGUUAUUGUCAAAUGACAGACAUCUGAGUGCUUGCAUCCAUCUCACUAUUGGUGCUACAUGUGUCUCUAGUAACUGUCACUGUGUCUGCUGCCAGUCGAAGCAUCAGGGCAAGGAGUUACCGUGAUCUUUGUUCUCUUAUCUUUAUGUGUGUCUAUCAUCUGAGAGCGAACCCCCCACCCCCUCUCUUUUCUUACAACCCAAGAAGAUAACCGACUGAGGCGGGAGACGGAAACACACCCCAGAGCCUUGUUUCCACAUAAUUGUAUUUGACGCGUGCUGUGACUCAGUAGCUUCUCAUAGUAAGUGAAAGAAAUAUCACCAUCACUUUUGAUAGUAUUUGAUGAGGUUUUGUUAAUGUAAGUGAUGCACUGCCCGCUUCUGAACAGUGUCACAGCUUAUUCCCAGCAUGUUCCAGUUAACUGUGGAAUGUGUUGAGAUGAUUUGGGAAUUUCCUGAACUGGUGCCCAAUGCAAACUGUCUGUCUUAUCUUCUCCUUCUUCUCCCUAGCACAUGGGGCCUAGCUCUCUAAAAAAUACAGACUAAAGCACAACAUACUUGCGUAUGAGUGGCCAAAGUGUUAUCACUUUUUGACAAUGUGUGUGUGUAUGUGAAGGCAUGUGUGUGUUCAAAUCGUGCUGAAAGAUCCUGGGACACUGACGUCUGGGGCCUUUGGGAAGUUCGAGCAUUGCUUCACUUGAGAAGAUGAUGCUUUUUCUUGCAGGGUUGCAUCAGAUGUUUGACUGAUAAAAGUGAUGCUGACUAGCCAGCUGGUUGUGCUAUUCCAAAACAUUUGAUGAUCCUGUGAUGUAAUAUCAGAGCUCACUAAUAGUCUAACUUGAUAACAAUGGUGUCAAUAAUACAUAUUAAUAAGAUCUAUAUUGAUAAGGAAAAGAAUGCCAGUAUGUACAGUAAAUACCCUGCAUGAGUCUUUCGCCAGCAGGCACAAAUUUAGAUAUUGAUCUGUAAUGAUGAAAAGAUGGUUUGGCAUGUUAGACAUAGUUUGUCACACAUCAUUUGACCAUUCGACUGAACACUGUCUUAGUAUAAGCUUAGAAAACAGUACCUAAACCCUACCUAGUGUGCACUGUAGUCAAAAUCAAAUCAGCGACCUUGUUUUUGACUGUGAUUGAUUGAUUUAAAGAGUAAUACCUGCUGUGUGAGUUCAUUUCUUUCCUAUUAACCAUUGAUUAAAGGUUCCCCAACAUUUAGCAUUGCACUUCCAUAGACCUGAGAGGAGAGCAGAGGCUCAGACAUCUUGGCUUUUAAACCCUAGUGUGGGUUAAGCUCCAAUAAGGCUGGAUCCUAUGUGGCUUAUAAUGCAACCAAAUGCCCAUGUCUUUCAAACCCUAUGAACAUAGUUUUGAACUCAGCUGUCUGUCAUUACAUCUCCAGAUUUAAGUCUAGAUAACCCUGAUUGUUAUUCUCACAGAUUUUCUAAAGUGUAUAGGGCAACAGAGGACACUAUAUGACUGUUUUCAUAGGCUGAGUAGUAUUGCCCGUGAUGAAUACCUGACCUUUAUGCAAGUCAGAGGAGUUCCCCAUGCAUUUAUAUGAAGAGUCUAAACCCACUUCUUCCACUUUGCAUCAGGUCUUGAGGGUCAAACACUUCUGUAUCUUCCAAAAGUGCUUGAAAACAGCUCAUGGACACACUGCAGCCUUAUCCGAUGACCAUACAGUAUACUGUCGUAGGCUACUGGUAGUAAUUGAUUUUUGAUGAGUCUGUUUUCACUUUCAAUCUGUUACAUACAGUAUGUAGUGAAAAAGCCGAAUUGAUACUCUUUAUUGUAUGGUGAACUGUUUUAACAAUAUAAAUUAUGCCAGUUUCCUCUGCAAGAAAUGGUUUCUAAAACACUGAAGGUAACAGCUACAUUAUCCGCUGAUUUCUGAACAGACACCGUUACGCUGUAUGUACUGAUGUUGAUAGAAAGCUUAAGUGGAAAGUGAGAUCUAAUGGGAGAUGUGCAAUCAUCUCUUCAUGGAGACGGAGAUUACUUUGAUACACUUGCUGUGACUAUGGCUUUAUAAAAGCAUGUAAUGAAACAACGCCCUAUUGCGGCUGCCUCAUUUAAAAUGAUAGAUUAACUUCAUCAAAGCAGCAGCUCGUCUCUGUGAGAUGCUUCUAAUUGGUUUUACAAUCAGUACAAAAUGCAGCACAGGCCUGUAACUGUUGUGCCUCCAUACAGAGAUGGAUAGAGAUUGUUCCUUGGCAGCAGUGGCAAUGUGGAAACAAUAGAAUUACUCUUUGAGGAGCACUUCAUGUCGAGCUGUUCACAUGAACCUAAAUGAAUCUCUCUCCACCAGAUGCUCAUCACUGUUUGUUAUGUGUUAUGCACUGUAAUAAUUUUUACCUGCAGCUGCAUGAAGGCAUCACUGUCACUAUUUCAGUUACAGGUGUAACAGAUAACUUGCUGCAUGUUUUCCACUAUUAAAUAUUUUUUGCGUCCUUGUAA
Monopterus albus (swamp eel) is the source of this 4936-nucleotide messenger RNA. It is a transcript of the gene mag, whose product is annotated as myelin associated glycoprotein. Gene Ontology annotation, biological process: cell adhesion. Bases 111 to 2084 code for a protein of 657 amino acids. Gene Ontology annotation, cellular component: plasma membrane. NCBI's taxonomy places the organism in Eukaryota, Metazoa, Chordata, Actinopteri, Synbranchiformes, Synbranchidae. The record is from RefSeq and is a predicted model, not a curated record. Gene Ontology annotation, molecular function: sialic acid binding. The transcript has 11 exons.